UUGCAGCAAAAUCUAACCAUCGAAGGUCUCCUGCGCCAUUCCCACAAGCUUCAAAAGAUUGCUGACAAGAACCACCACACUAGAGUAUUUGGUUCUGGUGGGCAUAAUGACACAUUGAGCUAUAUUGCUUCAUCCGUACUGGAGCAAGGUUACCACACCUGGUUAGAACCCAUGGUACUGAAUUUUACUCAGACUCUACAUCAAUCGGCCUCAGUCAUCUUCCCUCCUACACCUGAACCUAUUUUGAAUGUGCGUCUGAUGACCUUCACAACAAGCACCCCUGUGAGCGGUGCAACCGGCUCACUUGUGCGCAUCGGGGGCCUGGCGUGCGAUGAGAUUGACCAGGAUCUGGGGGGUAAGAUUGCACUUGUGCAGCGUGGCGAGUGUACAUUUGGAGCAAAGGCAUACUGGGCCGGACAGGCAGGUGCUUCUGCUCUGUUGAUCUACAACACCGAGCCAGGAUCCCUCUCAGGUACGCUGGGACAAGAUUACGAAUCCGGUGCUCCCACGGGUGGUAUUUCACGCGAAGAUGGCGAGCGCCUGAUCCGUCUGCUCGACGAGCCCUGGCACCCCGAUGUUGUACUCACCGUCCGACUGGUCGAGAAGCGUGAGGCACGGCUGACCUACAAUGUGAUUGCUGAAACCAAAGGCGGUGACAAGUCCAAUAUCAUCGUGAUAGGAGCCCAUUCGGAUAGUGUGGCUGCCGGUCCAGGCAUCAAUGACAAUGGAAGUGGUACAGCAGCCUUGCUCGAAUUAGCAUACCUUUUCCGCAACGAGAAACCUGUCAAUGCUGUCAGAUUCUGCUGGUGGACUGCCGAAGAAUACGGUCUGCUGGGUGCAAAGCAUCACGUAGACAAUCUAACCAAAGAGGAACAAAAGGACAUUGCUCUCUAUCUCAACUUUGAUAUGAUCGGUAGCCCCAACUACUACAAUGGCAUUUACGAUGGUGAUGGUUCCGACAGUCCCAUGGCUGGUCCACCUGGUUCUGCUGCAAUUGAGAAACUAUUCCAGGACUUUUUUGAAAGCAAAGAUGAAGCGCACGAUCCCUCCGAGUUUGAUGGCCGAAGUGACUAUGGGCCUUUUGCUGCUGGUAUUCCUUCUGGUGGUCUAUUUACAGGUGCAGAAGUACCCAAGACAGAAGAGCAAGCAAAGAAGUAUGGAGGUGAGGCUGGUGUAGCAUACGAUUCGUGUUAUCAUGAAUCAUGCGAUGACAUCAACAACCUCAACCAUCACGCCUUUUUGCUCCACGCCCGAGGACUUGCUCACGCCCUGGCAGUUUAUUCUCAGUCAACUGAAUCGAUU
Molecule: messenger RNA, 1302 nt
Organism: Phycomyces blakesleeanus NRRL 1555(-)
Lineage: Eukaryota; Fungi; Mucoromycota; Mucoromycetes; Mucorales; Phycomycetaceae
Exons: 4
Biological process (GO): proteolysis
Molecular function (GO): aminopeptidase activity; metalloexopeptidase activity
Source: RefSeq, a predicted model, not a curated record